This is a messenger RNA of Folsomia candida, 3137 nucleotides long. RefSeq names its product transcription factor TFIIIB component B'' homolog (gene Bdp1). The record is from RefSeq and is a predicted model, not a curated record. Gene Ontology annotation, biological process: RNA polymerase III preinitiation complex assembly. NCBI's taxonomy places the organism in Eukaryota, Metazoa, Arthropoda, Collembola, Entomobryomorpha, Isotomidae. Bases 246 to 2723 code for a protein of 825 amino acids. Gene Ontology annotation, molecular function: TFIIIC-class transcription factor complex binding. Gene Ontology annotation, cellular component: transcription factor TFIIIB complex. The transcript has 6 exons.
UCAAAUCGUCUCAACAAUAAAUGAUCACAUUUUGAAUUUUAUUGCACUAACCUUGGGAUAGUGUGAUUAAAGUUGAUAACGUUAAUUGCAUACGUAAUCAAAAGUUAACAAAUUUGAGACAAUAAAUAGUUUGAAACGUGUCUAUAUAAAAAUUGAGGGGAUACAAAGCUCAACAUAUUGUCUGGAAUGUUCCAGCAGAAUUUGUGCAUUGAACGUUUAACAAAAAUUAAUUGUGAAAAAUAACGAUGCGGCGUAACAGAAUCAAAGCUGUUAUCAACGUACCUCGUGGGGGACGUCCCUCCGCCUCCACGGUUGAUCGUCCCCUUACGCCAAUCGUUUCAAAUUCUCUUUCGUCUCCUUUAACGCCUCAAUCGCAUGAAACUACUUCCGGAAGUGCUACCAUUGCAUCUCAACAAUCCUUUUCUCCCUCUCGAAGUAAUAUUAGGUCAUCUUCUCCCCUUCUAGCAUGCACCCCAGCUCCGACAUCUCCAAUAAAGAAACAUUAUCCAGAAUAUACUCUCGGAUUGGUUAGGUCACCAAUCUCUUCACCAACGAAGGAGUAUCAUCAUCAUGGCGUCAUUGAUCGACCAACGACACCCAAUUUCGACCCUCACUCGUCUUAUCAGUUUCCCAUCUCACCGGGAGGAAUUCAGCGACCAUCACCAUCCGCGAGUCCAAUGAGAUACAUUCCUCAGCCUAUACCAAGUCCACAGCGACCUUCCCCUGUCCCCAGCCCAGUUAAUAAUAACAGCAAUAAACAACUCGCAAUUUUUAACUCAAACUCCAACUCUGCAGAUUCACAUGAGGUUGCACGAUACAUGUCUUUGCCCUCUCCCAGUGGAAUGUUUGCCCCACGAACGCCUGAAGUACCAGAAUCUCAUCAUCAGCACAACCGAUCCCAAAAUUCCACCCCCUCUUCGAGGGAGGGAGCAUUUUCUAGCAUAAGUAAUUCCAGUAUGAGAGAUCCUGCCAACUCUAUUGUUAACAAUUCAGACCUUUUGAGACAAAGGUUGGCCAAACCGUCGCCUUCCUUAACCAUUUCAAAGUACCAAACAUUACGGAAGGAAUUUCUAUCCAAGGGGAAUCAGAAUAUUUCUAACACAAGUUCAGUAUCUCCAGAAGAAAGGAAACAAUUAACCAUUUUGCACUUCGCAUUUUGGAAUCCACCAAAAAAGGGUAAAGAAAAAUCUUCUGCAAGAAAUAAUCGUGCCUCUUCAGUCUGCAAUGACAGUAGUGUUGGGAAUAAUUUCUCUGCUUCCGUAAAACAUGAGAAACUGCUAGACACUGACAAUACCAAGCUCGGUAUUGCAGCUCGUCGUGCAACAGUUGGGGACAUGCCGAUAUCUUUGUCGUCACCCGAGAAAAGUUACUCCGAGCCUCUGAGCAUGGAUAAAGAGAAAGAAACUCCGGUUAACAUUGGACCUCGUGUCAAAGUGGGGCCGGAUGGACAACUAAUUUUGGACGAACAAAGUUUGAUUGUCGAAACCUCGGAAAGUCAACGAGCCAAGAAACAAUUGUCUGAAAUGGAAACCGUGUCUGGAGCAGAUUUUGCCGUGGGCUCUUCAGGGUUGUUCCGAAACAAGAAAAAUGCCCGACGUGGGCAUGACUGGAGUGACCGAGAAACCAUAAAAUUCUACAAAGCUCUUAGUAUGUGCGGGACCGACUUUUCCAUGAUGACUACCCUUUUCCCGAGUCGGACACGGGCCGAAUUGAAGGCAAAGUUUAAACGAGAAGAUAGAAAAAAUUCUGGUCAGAUAAGUUCAGCUUUAUCCUGUCAAGAAUUCGAUCCCGGUGAAGGAAUAACGGAUAGCGAGGAAGAGCAGACCCAAGAAGACAUCGUAAUUGGUGGAGAUGGUAAACCCAAAAAGAAACGACGCCGUCCAAGAAAUAAACCUUUAACCGAAAUUGAACGCCGGCUUCGGGAGGAGAUGGAAGAAGAACGUGCAAUUUUAAACUCUAAUUUGGGCAGCUUGCCACCAAAAUCUCCAAAGAAUACACCCCACUUUAAAAAUCUAACUUAUCAAGAACACCGUAUGGAAAAUAAUGUGGAAAACAAGGCCACAAACAAAAAUAAUCAGUCAAAAAAAGGACGUCGUGGUGUGAGUGGCCGUGCAACUGCUCCUUGGAAGAGUAACGUGAUUAUUGACGAUGAAACUGGGAACCGCAUGAGCAAGAAGGAUAUCCGCAAAGUUAUCGAAGAAGAAGGUUCCGAUGAUUCCUCUUUGCCACCCAAAAAGAGAAAGAGCAACCAAAAUCCUCGAAUCAAAACGAAGGACUGUACAAACAGGGGAAAAUUUUCCCCAUCCAAAGAGAAGGAGAAAGCUACUUUUCCGCAUGUCCAACCAGACGACCCUUCUAUACGAUCCGUAGAUUGCAUCGAUAUUCUCCGAUUUGAUGGGAGUGAUCCACUUGGACUUAAAUUGGCCACAACUACGGUGGAAGCGCCUGGGAGAUCAACUUCCAGUGUUACUGGAAGCGAAAUUAGUGGACCUGAUCGAAGAGAAGAAGAAGAUUCCGAUGAGGAAUAUGAAGAAAUCCCACGACCACCAUCGUCCACGGAUCCAGUAGUCACCGUGGCGGUGCCCCCACCAACAAAACUUUCUCCAACACUUCUUCCACCAAGCGUAAAAGUUCUUCCAUUUCGGGUUCCUGGUCCAGGUCCUCUCGGCCCCAAAAGUCCAGCAAUUGUGGAUGAAAUUGAUAUAGAAAUUUCAUGUCAGUAGGACAAGGAAAUUCGUUCACUCGAAAGUACAAACCGAUACCAUUUUCUACUCAUCCGUGCGUAGGCUUCGUAUUUAGAGUUAGUUAUUUAUCCAGACCAAAGUAACAACUAGAUUGAUUCUCACUUUUAGUAUUACUAUUGUGUGGCUAGUUUUUAUAUUUUUAUUUUGUUUUGCUUCAAAUAAAUAACAAAAAUAAAUAGUACUACUAAAAGUAAAAUUAUCAUGUGCUUAAAUAUUAAAAUUUCAAAAUGUCUUUUUGAUACCCGUAUUAAAAUGCGUCCAGCCGGUCGUACUAUAUGUGAUGUUAAAAAUUACAGAAUUUAUCACCUUUUAUGCAAUUUAUACCUACACGUCUCUGUAUGUAUCUGAUAAUGAAUAAAUAAAAUCCUGAGCAUCCGCUGAUAUGUACAUAGA